Messenger RNA from Phlebotomus papatasi, 3330 nucleotides. Its product is annotated as muscle segmentation homeobox-like. Gene Ontology annotation, biological process: regulation of transcription by RNA polymerase II; embryonic morphogenesis. NCBI's taxonomy places the organism in Eukaryota, Metazoa, Arthropoda, Insecta, Diptera, Psychodidae. Gene Ontology annotation, cellular component: nucleus. Gene Ontology annotation, molecular function: RNA polymerase II transcription regulatory region sequence-specific DNA binding; DNA-binding transcription factor activity, RNA polymerase II-specific. The coding region runs from base 609 to 1532 and encodes 307 amino acids. The record is from RefSeq and is a predicted model, not a curated record. The transcript is spliced from 2 exons.
AGUCGUGCGACGAACGAGAAACACGAUAGCAGAGUAUAGGGAAUCCGGUAAAGCUUGACUCUGCUCCGUCUCACAACUUCAGUUCGCUCAAAGUCGUGAAGUUGUUUGGACGCACCGCGAUUGUGAUCGUGUGUAUCAACAUAGAUCUUUUACUGAAGUGUAAGAUUUUCGUUGUCAGUGACGGAAUACCAGGAACACUAUAAAUAUAUCAGGGUAAUUCGGUUGAGUUUCUUGAGAGGGCUGUGCUUUUUUUUAUUCCUCAUUAACAGCAGAGAUUAGCGCAACAGGGACACGGACUUCAAAAGUGUGUUGAUCCAUAAUUUUGUUUUCCUAAAAAAAAAAAACUGUUUCGGAACAAACAAAAAUCAGAAAGUGCAUAGAAGUUAGGAUUAAUGAUUAGCUCAAUAAAAAGGAUUCUAAAAUGCAAAAAUAUAGGUGAUUGCACCCGAUGCAAUUUUGGUGAUUGUAUUGAAUAACUGUAGGACAAGGAAAAUAAAACAUUCAAUGGGCUAAUGUGUAAUACGCAUGUAAACUCUUAAGGAUCUGAUAAUUGUGAAUUAAAUGUGUCUCUAGUAAAUAGUAAUCAUCGAGGAAUUCUGACGAAAUUCAUGAUAAAAUCAUCAGGAAUGACAGUGACUCCGCUACGCACGGCUAUGACAAGCCCGACGGUUCCUCCGCAACAAAAAUCCAGUUCACGUGUCAGUAACUUCAGUGUGGCCUCACUCUUGGCCGACACGAGGCCAAAGAGUCCCUCAGACGUGGAAAUAGUAUCUGCCACCAAUCUGAGUAGUCGAAGGCCGAUAUCACCGCGAGAAUCCCAGGAAGUCAACACGGCGGACAGCCUGACGAAAAACGAACGAAUUUAUUCACCCGCGCACAGUUCGGCCGCUGACUCAGAUGUUGAGUAUGAUUCCAAUCAGGAAGAUUCAAUUGUCGAUAUUGAAGAUGUGAACAAUGAGACCAGUUCAACACCCGGUCUCGAAAAAUCCCAAUCACUACUUCCGUCACCCACACUCACCGGACAUGUGCCCAUUAGGCCAACACCGUUCAGUGCAUUAGCGGCGGCUGCGGCCGCUUGGGGCGGCAUGGGGGGCGCAGUGCCUUGGCCAUCGGCCAGACAAAUACCACCGUUCGGCCCACCGGGCAUGUUUCCUGGUCAGAGCUUUGCAGGAGGACCCGUCUCUGAUAACCAAGAGCCGCCGCGCAUAAAGUGCAAUCUUCGGAAGCACAAACCUAACAGAAAGCCUAGAACUCCCUUUACAACCCAACAACUCCUAUCACUCGAGAAGAAAUUCAGAGAGAAGCAAUACCUUAGUAUCGCCGAACGAGCUGAAUUUUCAUCAUCCCUCCGACUGACAGAAACCCAGGUGAAGAUUUGGUUCCAGAAUCGACGUGCUAAAGCGAAAAGACUUCAAGAGGCUGAACUUGAAAAGAUCAAAAUGGCAGCCUUGGGUCGAGGGGCACCUGGGGCUCAACUCUACAUGGGAUACUUUCAUCCAAGUCUCAUGGGGGGUGCGAUGCACUUAGGGUAAUUAAGGUUCCAGAGGUAUCCGAACAUUGGACCUCUUCUUUAAUUGACUAUUAUGACAGUUUUAUAACACUCUCUAUGAGGGGUGAAGUUGAGAAAUAAACUGAACGCGUAUAGCUGAGAACUACAAUUCAUAAUUACCUUAUAAAUCGGUAUUAAACGGUCUCAAAAUUGUGUUGUCUGAAUCUGAUUUUAAAAUUUUCUGUUUUAUGACAGUGUACAAGAGAUUCAAAUUUAGAAAUUAUAUUUCAUAUUUCUUUGUUAUAUUACUCAUUUUAUUGAAAAAAAAAAAACAUUGUGAACAAAAAGUCUCUCACAUUCUUAUAUGUAUAGCAUGUGAAUUGCAACUUCAAAAUGCAGUUUCAUUUCAUGAAGAAAUUAAAACGAAAUUGCUAUAUUAACUGUUUUGUAUGUUAAUUUGUUUUUAUUUUGGAAAUAUUAUGAAUAAGAAAUGGUCUCCAAUCUGCUUCUGCCUGCGUCUUGUUAAUUUUAAAAUGUAUCAUCUGACCAUAAUCAUAUUUUGGACAAAGUAAAUAAUGCGAUGCAACCUGCAAUACAAAGUUUAUAAUGAAUCCAGUGCAUCUGCUAUAUUGUACAUUUUCAUAUAGCAGAAAAAUAAAAUGUAACGCAAUUAAUUAAAAUCUAAUUUCUUUUACACAAUUGUUAUAAAACAUAUGCAUAUUAAAGUCAUGUUUCCACCAUUAUCAACAUAAUUGCAAUAUAAGUAUUGUGUGAAAGAAAAGAGAAUGCCUGAGAUACAAGAAAGAGAGAAGCGUAGUACUUGGAGUAAUUGUGAAAAAUUAAAGAAUCUCUGGGCAAUGCUUGAAAUAAAAUAACAUGAAAUCACGCUAACUACAAAACGGUUCAGCUCAAUGUUUAAGCGAAUAUGCGUCCAGUUUGUUUACUACACUUCACAGAAAGAACCUUAUCAAUGACAUAUUUUGCAAGAAAAGGAAAAAGAAACUAAUUAUGUAUUUAUAUGAUCUACAUAUUAGUGAAUUUAUUAUUUAAAUGAUCACUGUAUUAUAAAAAACACACAAUUAAUGUAAUUUGUAAAUAGCUUAUAGCUUUUGUAUAACAAUUAAUUGUAGUGAUGAAUUGAUGAGAGAAUAUUUAUAAGACGAGGUAAUUCGUUUGCGUACAUAAUUUCCAUUUGUCGAUGAAUAAAAAUGAUUAUAUAUUUUGAAUUCCAUUACUUUAAAAAGAAAACAAAACCUUCUGAAAGACUCUGUACAUAAUAAUUUGAAUGAAUAGUGGUAGAACUUGGACAAAGAUGUAAAUAGUAAGAAUAGUAAUUGUAGGUGAUAGAUUACACUACAAAUUCAAUGAUUCACUGAGACAUACAUAACAUGAACUAUGUGACAGAAUAAUGAUUUUAAAGGUUACACUUAAGAUGAAACAAUAUACAUACAUAAAUGUGUAAUAUUUAGAAAAUAUUCUGUGUUGUUGAGAAAAGAAAAAAAAAACAAAUUCUAUCAUCAGUAUGUUGUAAGGCUAUAUAUUUAAUAAAAAAAGUGAAAAAAAGGAACACAAAUUGCAGACACAAAAAUUGUAUAUUAACAAAUGCUGAUCAUAAUUCAAGAAAUUCGUUUUGAAAAACACGUGAAGAAUCCUUCAUGUACGCAACACUAAAUUAUGCAAGGGAAUGUACAUUUGCAGAAAGGGUCUAAAAUGGAAAAAAAUAUCAUUGUGAAGAAGACGAAAAAAUGCAAAUAUCGAAAUGUAAUACGCGAAAAGAAAACAGAUGAUUGAAAGACAUUAGAUAAAAAGUCAUAUACAAUAAAAUUCAAUGAUCGAAUUAA